AUGUGGUUUGAACUAUGUCGAGCUUUUACCAAAGCUGCCAUGGCGGCUUUGCUUCUGUUCAUGUUCUUGAAGUUAAUAUUUGCUUGCUGGGUAUCACCCAUUUUUGCAUAUAAGAAGCUUAAGAGAAAUGGGUUUAAAGGUCCAACUCCAACUUUUCCUUUAGGAAACAUUACCGAGAUGAAGAAGAAUACCAAAGAUUCUUCUUCUUCGUUUAGAUCAUCAACAGUCUCACAUGAUAUUCACUCAACUGCACUUCCUUACUUUUCCCGGUGGCAAAAAUCAUAUGGGAAGGUAUUUGUGUACUGGCUAGGCACAGAGCCAUUCUUGUGUAUUGCAGACCCGGAGUUUCUGAAGAAAAUAUCAGAAGGGGUAAUGGGCAAGAGCUGGGGAAAACCCGACGUGUUUAAACAAGACAGAGAACCCAUGUUUGGUAAUGGCUUGAACAUGGUUGAAGGUGACGAAUGGGUUCGUCACCGCCACGUCAUCACUCCUGCUUUCACUCCUGCAAACUUGAAGAAUAUGAGCAACAUGAUGGUGGAGUCCACCACAAAGAUGCUAGACAAGUGGACGGCCAUGAUCAACUCAGGCAACCCGUUAAUCGAUGUGGAGAAAGAGAUGAUAGAAACAGCAGGUGAGAUCAUAGCCAGGACAAGCUUUGGCACAAACCACGAAGUUGGAACUAAGGUCUUAGAAAAGUUACGAGCCAUGCAAAUGCUGCUCUUUAAAUCCAACCGCUACGUGGGUGUCCCCUUAAACAAGUACUUGAUAUCUCCAAGGCAAACUCGGGAAACCAAGAGGCUCGGGAAAGAGAUUGACGAACUCCUCCUUACCAUUAUUAACGACCGGAAAAACGACCGACGAUCGCCGCAAAAGGACUUGCUGGGCUUAUUGUCGGAGGCCGAGAAUAAUGUUGAUGGGCGUGACGGGAAGACGUUGACGCCGAGAGAGCUGGUUGACGAGUGCAAGACUUUCUUUUUCGGUGGACAAGAGACGACGGCGCUGGCGGUAACGUGGACGUUGCUGGUUUUGGCCAUGCAUCCAGAAUGGCAAGAGCAACUGAGGGAGGAGAUAAGACAGGUUGUGGGAGAGAAGGAGGUUGACGCCACCAUGCUUGCUAGGCUUAAGAAGAUGGGAUGGGUGAUGAACGAGGUUCUAAGGCUGUACUCACCAGCACCAAAUGCACAGAGACAAGUACGAGAAGAAAUUCGGGUGUCGCACGAUGAUAAUCGCACGGUGAUCCCAAGCGGAACCAACAUAUGGAUCGACGUAGUGUCGAUGCACCAUGACCCAGAACUGUGGGGGGAGGAUGUGUACGAGUUUAAACCAGAGAGGUUUAAGGAAGACAUUCUGUACGGAGGAUGCAAACACAAGAUGGGUUUUUUACCAUUUGGGUUUGGAGGAAGGAUGUGCAUUGGGAAAAACUUGAGCGCCAUGGAGUAUAAGAUUGUGCUGACACUAAUUCUUUCUAGGUUUUCCUUCUCCCUUUCUCCAACUUACACUCAUGCUCCUUCCCUUCUGCUCUCCUUAAGACCCUCUUAUGGUCUCCCUCUUGUUUUGCAGACUCUUUAGACUGUAUUGGUAUUGCAAUUCCUUUCUUUUUUUUUUUUUUUUAUCUAAAUAAGAUCAUGUACUUACAUGAGUGAUACAUUAGAACUCGGGUUGAAACUCGAUAUAA
This is a messenger RNA of Carica papaya (papaya), 1675 nucleotides long. RefSeq names its product cytochrome P450, family 715, subfamily A, polypeptide 1 (gene CYP715A1). The record is from RefSeq and is a predicted model, not a curated record. Lineage: Eukaryota; Viridiplantae; Streptophyta; Magnoliopsida; Brassicales; Caricaceae. Gene Ontology annotation, molecular function: oxidoreductase activity, acting on paired donors, with incorporation or reduction of molecular oxygen; iron ion binding; heme binding.